Lathyrus sativus (Indian pea) is the source of this 1296-nucleotide messenger RNA. NCBI's taxonomy places the organism in Eukaryota, Viridiplantae, Streptophyta, Magnoliopsida, Fabales, Fabaceae. The record is from the annotation of a GenBank genome assembly.
AUGCCAAACCCUCUAAUUUGGGGUUUUUCUGCAUUCCUGAACAUGCUUUUUACUCCUAUGUGGCUAGUGUUUUUCUUAGGGGUUAUCGUUGGUUGGUUAUGGAAACCAAAUUGGGCUAGCUUGGGGAAAGAUAAAUUGGCUAGUUCAUUGGCUAAGUCUUGGGAUUUUGCUUCACCCAAUUCUGCUUCUCCUGUGUUUUCACCUUUCAAAUUUUUUUCUUCUUCUUCUUCUCCUUUUGUCAAUUCUUCUAUUACAAUGCAAACCCCAAACCCUGAUUCUUUGGGUAUUAAGAAAGACAUGAAUAAAAAAGCUUCAUCUUCUUCAACACCCACCAAAUAUGAUAGUUCAUCCAGUACACCGAAUUCUAGUGAAGAUACGGCAAAUGGUGUUACGAUUGAUGAUUUACAUCAUUUAUAUAAGCUCGUGGAGGAGAAAGAUGGAGGUCUUCCUUGGAUACAUAUGAUGGAUCGGUCUACUCCAACUUUGAGGUACCAGGCGUGGCGUAGAGAGCCAAAGGAUGGACCUCCCCAAUAUCGAAGCAGUACUAUUUUUGAGGAUGCGACUCCUGAGGUAGUGAGGGAUUUGUUCUGGGACGAUCAGUUUCGACCUAAGUGGGAUGAUAUGCUUAUUAACUCGACAACAUUAGAAGAGUGCCCUACUACUGGAACAAUGAAAGUGCAUUGGGUUCGGAAGUUCCCCUUCUUCUGUAAAGACAGAGACUAUGUUAUCGGACGGAGAAUAUGGGAAUGUGGGAGGUCAUACUAUUGUGUUACAAAGGGGGUAGAUUGUCCUUCAAUCCCCAGACAAGAAAAACCCAGACGUGUCGAUGUGUAUUACUCUAGCUGGUGCAUUAGAGCAGUUGAAUCAAAGAGAGGUAAUGGUCAAUUGACUGCUUGUGAAGUUUUACUCUUCCAUCAUGAAGAAAUGGGAAUUCCAUGGGAACUUGCAAAGCUUGGAGUAAGAAAAGGUAUGUGGGGAACAGUACAGAAGAUUGAGCCUGGUUUGCGUGCUUAUCAAGAAGCCAAAGCUUCUGGAGCCCCACUCUCUCGUUCCGCUUUCAUGGCCAGUGUCAACACAAAAAUAAGUCCCGAGUACUUGCAAUCCGUUGGAUCCUCUGAUGAUUUAUCACAAAUCGACAGUGCAAUCACUUCUGACAAACCAAAAGGCGUGAACGUACCUAAGAUGCUAGUCAUUGGCGGUGCUGUUGCUCUUGCUUGUAGUCUUGAUAAGGGGUUGUUGACCAAGUAUCUUUUAUUUGGUGUUGCUAGAAGAUUUGCUAAUAUGGGUAAACGAUAG